Neoarius graeffei (lesser salmon catfish) is the source of this 3051-nucleotide messenger RNA. RefSeq names its product twisted gastrulation BMP signaling modulator 1a (gene twsg1a). Bases 111 to 782 code for a protein of 223 amino acids. The record is from RefSeq and is a predicted model, not a curated record. Lineage: Eukaryota; Metazoa; Chordata; Actinopteri; Siluriformes; Ariidae. Gene Ontology annotation, biological process: regulation of BMP signaling pathway. The transcript has 5 exons.
GAGAGAGAGAGAGAGAGAGAGAAAGAAAGUAGCAGACACAGGCUGCACACCAGCAGUUGCUUUCUGAUCUGCACGGUGUGUAUGUAUGUAUAUAUACCAGAGUGGCGAGGAUGAGGUCGGCUCUCCUCCUCCUCCUCCUUCUCUUUUCACUCUGCUCUCUCCUCCUGCUCUCCCAUAUCCCGAUCAUCUCGGCCUGUAACAAAGCUCUGUGCGCCAGCGAUGUCAGCAAGUGCCUCCUACAGGGCCUGUGUCAGUGUCGACCAUCAGAAGGAAACUGUUCCUGCUGUAAAGAGUGUAUGCUGUGUUUGAGCACACUAUGGGAGGAGUGCUGUGAUUGUGUGGGCAUGUGUAACCCGAGGAACUACAGCGAGACCCCGCCAACUUCCAAAAGUACAGUGGAGGACCUCCAUGCGCCGAUCCCGUCACUCUUCAGGGCCCUCACUGAUGGAGACACUCCUAUCAACAUGAUGGUGGUGUCGUUCCCCGUGGUUGAGGAGCUCUCGCACCACGAGAACCUCGUGUCCUUCCUGGAGUCUCUGGAGCAAGAGCAUCAAAAUGUCUCGCUGCCUGGGACAAGCAUCCAUGACUCCUAUGAUAAAGAUACCCUUUGCACGGUGGUGUAUUUUGACGAGUGCUUGUCGAUACGCCAGUGUAAGCAGUACUGUGAGUCGAUGGGAGCGUCAAAGUACCGCUGGUUCCACAACGCGUGCUGUGAGUGCAUUGGGCCCGAGUGUGUGGACUACGGCAGCAAAGUGGUUAAAUGCAUGAAUUGUCUCUUCUGAGAGUUCUGACACACACACACACACACACACACAUUGGAUUGUGUUUCAGUAUCUUAUGGUUUACUCAUAUUAUAUUCCAUCGUUUAUUGCUGAUAAUGUCUCAUAUGAAUUUCGCGUUCUUUGCCUAAAAAGGGUCCUCUACAUCUUUACUGACGGUGUAUGUUAUUAAUAAUAAUUUUCUGUUUUAUUUAUGAUCUCGGCACAAAUUAAUGUAUGCGUAACCCUUUCCUGUUUGUGCCCUGUGUAUAGUAGUUAGGCACUAGAUGGCACUGUCUUACAAUAAAGCUUCCUGUUUGAUCACGUAGCCAAAAAAAAAGUGUAUAUACUGUACCACUCACCAUUAGUGCAGAAGAGGCAGUGGUUUGAAAUCAUAUAGAAGUGUUAUUUAUGUCCACUGUCAAUCUUUUGUGCAAAGAAACAUAAUCCUCCAGAAAGUAUGUCUCGUCUCGUCUCGUCUCGUCUCGUCUUCUUCCGCUUAUCCAGGACCGGGUCGCGGAGGCAGCAGUCUAAGCAUGGAAGCCCAAACUUCCCUUUCCCCAGACACCUCGGCCAGCUCCUCGGGAAGAACACCGAGGCGUUCCCAGGCCAGCCGAGAGACAUAGUCCCUCCAGCGUGUCCUGGGUCUUCCCCGGGGCCUCCUCCCGGGGGGACAUGCCUGGAACACCUCCCCAGGGAGGCGUCCAGGAGGCAUCCGAAAAAGAUGCCCGAGCCACCUCAGCUGGUUCCUCUCGAUGUGGAGGAGCAGCGGCUCUACUCCGAGCUCCUCCCGAGUGACUGUGCUUCUCACCCUAUCUCUAAGGGAGCGCCCAGCCACCCUGCGAAGGAAACUCAUUUCAGCCGCUUGUAUCCGCGAUCUUGUUCUUUCUGUCAUUACCCAAAGCUCAUGACCAUAUAUAUAUAUGCGCUUAAUAGAAAGGUUCAGGUUAUAUGUUCCAUUAUUAACACACUUAUUCACGUGAACAAACUAUGAACUUCAGUAUUAAUGCACCAUAAUUCACAUAAACAGAUUAACUAAGAUUUGUAUUAAUCGAUUGAUGUCCAAUAAACCAAAUAAGCCAAAAUAGUAACCAAUAGCCCUCGUGAAAAAUUUAAGCCCAGAAUGAGUAAUAUGAGCAACAGACGAACCUUAAUGAACAGACCUGAGACUGAAUUUGAAUUCAAGUUUUGUUGUGUUUAUACCACAAUUCUCAAAUCUGAUUGGUCAGAGGGCCCGUCCACACGAGUACGUUUUUGUCGAAUCCGCAUAAACACUUUGUCGUUUCGGCCUCGCGUCCAGACGGAUCUGGCUUUUUCGAGGUGUGAAACCGGUAUUUUUUGAAAACGGGUCCCAGAGUGUGAAAAUCCUAAAACGCUGGAUAGCCCGGAGUCGUCUGGACGGCGAAUGCGGAUUUUUUCAGAAACGAUGACGUAUAAGCCCCACCUCUCUAACCUUUAACCUCAGCCACCACCGCCGCUAGACGCAUCAUAACAACAACAACAACAAUGGCGGACUACAGGCUUGUGCUCGUACUGCGGAAACGUCCAAUGUGACACGAAGUAGAAGUUCCACUUCAUUGUCGGUCCACACAAAAGACUCUCCUCUUCCUCUCAGAGUUGCGCUGGCCAUGAUCGUCCUCUUCUCGUGUUAUGAGCUUGUUUGUAAACAGUGCGUGACCUUUAUAUGCAUGCUCCAUGGCUUCUCUUCCGGUUUUAGUGUAUUGGUGUGGCGGCGUCACAGCGCCAUAUACAGGCCUGGCAUAUGUACUACAGCGUUUUGGGUCGGUCCAGUGAAUCCGUGUGGACGCAGAUAUUUCUGGAAACGACGCCGUGUUUACGGAGAUUUUUUUCAAAACGACAGCGUCUUGGGUGAGGCCGCGUACUCGUGUGGACGGGCCCAGAAUGCGUUGAUUAAUUUGCUGUAACUGCAGAUCUGGCAAUAGUUCCAUCUGCAAGACAAAUCACAGCUUUCUCGUAAAGAACUCUUCACUGUUUAUCGUUUCUAUGGGAACAACUCAUUCAAAGGGACUUGUACAGCAAAUGUGCCACAUAAGCCAGAUUUUUAAUUUUUUUUAAUGUCUGUUAUGGCUCCUUUCUGUGAGGAGAACAUUAAUGGAAGGAGUCUCCAGUGUCAGUGCUUUGUACUUACUUGUUUCCGUAAAUUAUCCACCACAGGAACGUCUUCUGAUUAUUUUGUACUUUUCUGAUUUAUUAAAACAUUAAAUGUAACUAUUAAUGGUUAAAUGUAUGGCGUAUGAUGUUCAUUUCUUUAAUAAAUAAUAAUUAAAAAACA